CCGCAUUCAGCAGUGUCCGCCAGUCUCACACAGUUCACGGUUGGGGCCUGGUCGACGCGCAUUCAGUGUAGUGCCGUGACCAUUCCGACCACCUAUCUCUCCCUUCGUAAUCCAUUAUCUGUUUCAUCCCCACGUCAUCAUCUCAAGCUCGUUGACCGCACUGAUAUCUCAUCCCUCGGCCAGCCAGGGCAGCAGCAAGCCAUAUCAUACCAGCCCCUUGUACGUUGUGGAACUUGGCAGAUUACAGGCUCGAGCUCUUCAGAUAUUUGCCCUCAAGAAACACCAGCACAAUGAUUAUGUGGUACAUCUGUGGCUUGGUGAUCCUGGGUAUUGGCGCAAGUGCAAAUGAAAACCAGUUUUGUAAUGAAAACCAAGAGAGUGCUUACCCCAAGCCUUUGUGCUACAAUGCAGCCUGCAUGACUGCCAUUGAGGAGCAUAUCGAGCAUGAGUUUCAUGCUGCCUUCAAAUAUUUGUACAUGGGAGCAUUGUUUGGCCAGUAUGUUGUGGAGCGACCAGGCAUGACCAAGUUUUUCCUGGAAUCUGCCUCAGAAGAGAGAGGUCAUGCAAUCCAAAUGAUGGACUACCUUAACAUGCGAGGAAUUAUGUAUGCAAAGAACUAUACAUUUGGGAAUGAGAUGCUGUGGAAAUUGAGUGAUCAGCAAAUUGCUGCAGCUGAACUUAAAACACUCACCAUUGCAUCUGCCCUCAAGGAAGCACUGGAAAUGGAACUUGCUGUCACGAAGAAAAUACAUGAAGUGGUGAAGAGCUGUGCUGAUGAUUACCAUGGUGCUGAUGUGUUUACUAAUCCCAUCUUGGAGGAGCAGCAUACAGGGGUCCGCAAGCUGCAAGGAGCCAUUAAGACCAUGGAUGAGCUGCUGAGGGGCCACUCAGGUGAAGGUCUCAGCUUUGCUGAAUACAUCUUUGACCAAAAAAUGUUCAAGGGGGAGUUGUAAGGUAUCAGCAAUUGCGUACAGUUUCUCACUAAUAUCCUUUUUGACUGAGGUAUGAGCAGUUAUCACUAGUAUCCUUUUUGACAGAUUAUGUAGACUGUAUGCUUUAAACUCUCCCAUGAUUGUAUUGCUGAGUGUUCACACCAUUUAAUGAAUAUAUAAUACCAGAAUUUUAUAUAAUUUUCUUUAUUCACCACAAGUUUUAAGGAGCCCUAAUCAUGUUUAGGAAAUUAUCAUUAAAGAUAUUGUGCUGGAUGGAAGGAGUGGAUCAUACAUUUUUGUAAGUCAGCAAUAACAUGCUAUUUGUGAUAGUUGUUAACUUCUCUCCCUAAACAUAACUCAAUUUUGUGUAUUAUUUAGUCGGUAAAAGAUAGUGUACCCAGAUCAACAUGCAUUGUGCUGAGUUUGCUUAUUUUGCUCUGAAAUGUAGAAAUGUUUUUCUGUAGCGCAUAUGAUGUUUAUUCAUCAGCAUCACCAAAUGAGAUUAUAGCAUAAUAUUUUUAAUGAUGUGUUCUAUAAAUAUGCAAAUCUGAA
Molecule: messenger RNA, 1484 nt
Organism: Eriocheir sinensis (Chinese mitten crab)
Lineage: Eukaryota; Metazoa; Arthropoda; Malacostraca; Decapoda; Varunidae
Product: ferritin subunit-like
Exons: 6
Coding region: 291-953 (220 amino acids)
Biological process (GO): iron ion transport; intracellular iron ion homeostasis
Cellular component (GO): cytoplasm
Molecular function (GO): ferric iron binding; ferrous iron binding
Source: RefSeq, a predicted model, not a curated record